Molecule: messenger RNA, 1556 nt
Organism: Brachypodium distachyon (stiff brome)
Lineage: Eukaryota; Viridiplantae; Streptophyta; Magnoliopsida; Poales; Poaceae
Product: THO complex subunit 4D
Exons: 7
Coding region: 320-1255 (311 amino acids)
Biological process (GO): mRNA export from nucleus
Cellular component (GO): nucleus
Molecular function (GO): mRNA binding
Source: RefSeq, a predicted model, not a curated record
CGCCGCAAAUACAGUAGAACUUAAUCCCCUGGGGCCCGCCGCACUGAAAGUCUUCUUCUCCGGUCCUCCGCCGCCCUCGAACUCGAAGCCUCGACGCUCCCGCUCCCGCUCCCGACGCCGGCACAACGCAACAGCCAGAAAUCUGCAACCCAUACCCGCGUCCGCGCAGGCACCCCGAGCCCCAAAGGUCUCGCCUCGCCCUCCGUACCCCAGAAGAAAGAUCAACUCCCCACAGAUCGUGGAUCUCCCCGCCGCCGGAGAACACGAGAAGAUUCCCUCGGAGGGCUUUCUCCCUAUUGAAUCUCAAGUUUUCUUUAGAAUGGAGACAUCUUUGGAUAUGUCACUGGAUGAUAUGAUUAAGAACAGAAGUGGGAGGGGAAGAGGAAGAACAGGGGUAAGGGGCCAGAGAGGUGGCCGAGGCAGAGGCGAUGGCCAAAAUUUAGGCAGAGGUGAUGGCCAAAGGCUAGGCCGUGGUUUUGGGCGUGGACGUGGUGCUGGCACCUUUCGUGGAAGGGGACUACGGGUACCUGCACAAAGGCCACUUGGUGUUAACACUCGGUCGUCUUCAUAUGCUAUUGCCAAGUCAUUCAACAAAACCAAGGAUUUUGCAUGGACACAUGAUCGGUUCGAGGAUAGCAUGGUGGCUGCUGGCCUUUCCGGAAUAGAAUCUGGUACAAAGCUAUAUAUUUCAAACUUGCACUAUGGAGUGACAAAAGAAGAUUUACAGGAACUUUUUUCUGAAAUGGGUCAUUUGAAGCACUGUGCUGUUCAUUAUGACAACAAUAGACGCCCAACUGGUUCAGCUGAGGUGAUAUUCACUAGGAGGAGUGAAGCUGUUCAAGCACUGAAGCGAUAUAAUAACGUGCGCCUUGAUGGAAAGGAAAUGAAGAUCGAAGUGAUAGGAGCAAAUUUGGGUUUGGCUGCUGUUUCGGCACCCCGUGUUAAUGUUAUUCCUGGUGUGAAGGGCAGAGGACAGAGAGAAGUUGUAAUGAUGCCUCGUACAAGUGCAUUUGGUCGAGGUGCAGCUGACUCAUCUAAUUUCCUUCCUGGGUGGAAGCGCAACAGUUUUGCUCAGAGAGGAGGACAAGCCCGUGGUCGUGGGCGUGGGCGUGGGCGUGGGCGUGGGCUUGGGCGUGGCAUCGGGCGGGGUCACGGACGUGGCGUCUAUGUGCGGAAGGGGCCUUCGGAGAAAUCAGCUGAACAAUUGGACAAGGAGCUGGACACCUAUCAUUCAGGAGCAAUGAAUGUUGACUAAGAUGCUGCAUCUAAUCCGUUGAAGUUUCUACUCGGCUGAGGCUUGGAAUUGGAGCUUGGUUUGUGUUUGGUUUUGCUGCCGUGUGUACCAUUGGUCUUCUCCCAGCUGUGGUCAACUUAAUGAUUGUAGAUACAGUCGUAGUUCUAAUUUAGCAGUGACAUAAUAAGUGGCGGUAACUGCUUGAUCAACAAUGUUCUCAGCGGUGGCCGUUCCCUUUGGUAUCAUUUCUACCUAUAAUCUAUUCAUAAUUUUAUUGGAUUCGUUUUUUGUUAGAAAAUUUUAUUGGAUCCACUCUGCAAAA